Messenger RNA from Toxorhynchites rutilus septentrionalis, 1650 nucleotides. RefSeq lists its product as uncharacterized. Gene Ontology annotation, molecular function: nucleic acid binding. The record is from RefSeq and is a predicted model, not a curated record. NCBI's taxonomy places the organism in Eukaryota, Metazoa, Arthropoda, Insecta, Diptera, Culicidae. Gene Ontology annotation, biological process: DNA integration. The transcript has a single exon. The coding region runs from base 1 to 1650 and encodes 549 amino acids.
AUGUGGUGGAAUGGUCCGCCGUUUUUGCAAGCUACCAACUACGAAAUUCUGGAGACACCAAUAUUACAAGAUGACGAAUUACCAGAAAUGAGAAGACCGACUGUUAGUAAUCCAGUGGUAAAUUUUGAAGAUGAACCAAUAUUUGAGCGGUGCGGCACGUUUUCAAAAUUGCAACGUGUUUUGGCACAGGUGGUGAGAUUCACUCGACUACUAUGUAUGGCGAAGGAAGAGCGAAACAAAUCCCAAUACAUUUCUGUACAAGAUAUGCGGGAUGCGAUGGGAUAUAUAGUACGAGUACUUCAGAAUACUGCGCUAAAUGAAGAGAUCCAGUGUAUUCAGAGAAAUAAGUUACCCAAGCGACUUGCAAAUCUUCAACCUUUUGUGGACGAGAAAGGAUUUCUACGCGUCGGCGGACGUCUACAAAAUUCUAAAUUACCGUACGAUGCCAAACAUCAAUUGCUUCUUCCACAUAAUCAUCGGGUGACGGAGAUGCUGAUUCGACAAUAUCAUGAGGAGAGACUUCACGAGGGACCAUCCGGUUUGCUGGCAGCGAUAAGACAAAAAUUCUGGUUUGUAAAAGCUCGUUCUGUUAUUCGAAAAGUGACACGCAGCUGCGUGAAGUGUUUUAGGGCCAAUCCGAGAGCAGUGCAGCCAUUAAUGGGAAAUUUACCAGAGGAACGUGUGACGUUAGCUGCAGCUUUCGAGCUCACCGGUGUGGACUAUGCUGGUCCUGUUAUAGUGAAAGAGGGAAGAUACAAGCCGAAACAUAUUAAGGCGUACAUCGCAUUGUUUGUGUGCCUCACGACGAAAGCUAUUCAUCUCGAGUUGGUUUCGGAUCUAACGACCGAAGCUUUUCUUGCCGCUUUGGAUCGAUUUAUCAACCGACGUGGAAUGGUUCGUAAAAUUCUGUCGGACAAUGCAACCAAUUUUGUUGGCGCUGCUAAGGAGUUACACCAAUUAUUCGUGAUGUUCCGUGAAGAAACUUCAAAGACUAGAAUUGACGAUUUUCUACUUAAACGUGAGAUAGAAUGGAAAUUCAUUCCGCCUAGAACCCCUAACUUUGGCGGAUUGUGGGAGGCAAGUGUUAAAGUGGUCAAACGUCAUCUACAUCGUACGUUAGGCAGCGCAAUUUUGACGUUCGAAGAGUUCGGUACCGUUUUAACGCAUAUCGAAGCUAUAGUGAAUUCCAGACCACUUUAUGCGUUAUCUGAUGAUCCCAACGAAACACUUCCGAUAACUCCAGCUCAUCUGAUGUUUGGUGAACCGUUGGAGCCAGUUUUGAAACCAUCGUAUUCUGAUAUAGCAGUGAACCGUUUAUCCCGACAUCAGUAUUUAAAUCAUUUACGUGAUAGAUUUUGGACAAAGUGGUCCCGUGAUUAUUUGUCGACGCUACAGUCAAGAGCUAAAUGGACCGAAGGUGAGCCGAAUAUGAAAAUGGAUACUGUUGUGUUAAUUAUAGAAGAUAAUCAACCCGUUCAAUCAUGGAGAUUGGGUAAGAUUGUUGCACUUUACCCGGGAGGAGAUAAUGUGGUCCGAGUCGUUGAUGUAAAGACAACGACAGGAGUUUUCCGACGAUCUAUCCGGAAGUUAGCACCUCUUCCUAUAUCUGAUAACGAUAACGAAGAGACGAAGGUUUCCGAUUUGGAAUGA